Kalmanozyma brasiliensis GHG001 is the source of this 2829-nucleotide messenger RNA. Its product is annotated as Oxidoreductase-like, N-terminal. Gene Ontology annotation, molecular function: kinase activity. Bases 1 to 2829 code for a protein of 942 amino acids. The record is from RefSeq and is a predicted model, not a curated record. Gene Ontology annotation, biological process: ubiquinone biosynthetic process. The transcript has a single exon. NCBI's taxonomy places the organism in Eukaryota, Fungi, Basidiomycota, Ustilaginomycetes, Ustilaginales. Gene Ontology annotation, cellular component: extrinsic component of mitochondrial inner membrane.
AUGAGCCGGUCCUCGCUCAGAGAUGCUGCUGCGAUAGCAUCCACCCUCUGCCAAAUAGCCAAGGGCGUGGUGGUCUCGCCCAACGGUGCGAGCAAGGCGGCUUCUCGAGGUCCUGCAAGACCAUGGCCCACUCAAACGGCGCUCAAGGCGACAAUCGACGACGCGCAGGAUGUCGGAAGCAAGACCGAAGCGCAUGCCUUCACAACGUCAGAUCUGGGUCUCGGCGCAGCAUCGACACAGAAUGCCGUAGCUUCCUCAAGCAGGCCAUGGCCUAGCCAGACCAUCAAGGCCGCAACGACAUCGUCGGCACCAGCGAAGCAUGUGGCAGACAAGGUAGCUCCAGUCUAUGUAGCUGCUGAUGCGACACCGUCAGCGCCGUCAACUACGGUACCAUUCGAACCGCCUCCGCCGAUAUCAAAAGCAUCCGUGGCCCCCGCUCCCGAGACGAGCAAAGUCGACACCGCUCCUCAGCCGCCAAUACAGCCUAUCUCGCCAGCUCAACCCAUAUCAUAUACACCUAUAGUAGAGGAAGUCGAGACAGCUGUCAUUGCACCCGUCGAAGAAGCACCCUCAGCGACCACCUCUCCACCUCUUCCUCGGCAUGACCCAGCCAGCUCAACAGCACCGGCACAGACUCCCGGCAGCAUCGAUCUGCUACCAAUAGCAGACGAUCCCUUACCCACAGCAGACACUCCAUCGCCCCUUCCCGACAUCGAAGAGUACGACGCAGUGGCCGAAUCAAAGCAUGUCCCGCUCCGAGCAGCAAAGGUUCCCUCUUCUCGCCUGGGCCGCUUCUUCCACUACGGCGGUCUGGGUGCCGGCCUGGCCUUUGGUGCAGCAGGCUCCUUUCUCCGCGGCUCCUCCUCUUCCUCUGAACAAUCACUCUUCAUGUCGGAACAAAACGUCGCUCGGCUCGUAGACAAGCUCUCCACCAUGCGAGGAGCCGCCCUCAAACUCGGCCAAUUCCUCUCGAUCCAAGAGACCAAGCUGCUACCACCGCAGAUCGAGCAGGUGCUGCUUCGCGUGCAGAACUCCGCGAAUUACAUGCCUGUUUGGCAGAUGAACCAGGUGAUGUCCGCCGAGCUGGGGGCCAACUGGCGGGAGCAGUUUUCGCAGUUCGAAGACGUUCCCUUUGCAAGUGCCUCGAUUGGGCAGGUGCAUUCUGCCGUAUUGCGGGACGACUUCCCGGAUGCGACGAUGGCAGGUCAGAGAGUGGCGGUGAAGGUGCAAUUCCCAGGAGUGUUGGAGUCGAUCGAUUCGGAUCUAUCCUACCUGCGUUGGCUGGUCUCUGCCUCCGCGUUGCUACCGAAGGGCCUGUUUCUGGAAAACACCCUCCGCGUGCUAGGGCGGGAGCUCAAGGACGAAUGCGACUACACGCGCGAAGCUGAAAUGGGUCGACGGUUCGGCGCCAUCUUGCACGACUCUGCCGAAUUCGAGGUGCCCAAGGUCGUCGACAGCCUGUGCUCGGGUAAAGUGCUGACGACCGAGAUGAUGCGCGGGCGUCCUCUCAGCCAAGCCUCGCGCUAUCCGCAGGAGACACGCGACCGAAUCGCACACUCCAUCCUCAACCUGUCGCUAUCCGAGCUGUUCCGCUUCCGACUCAUGCAGACCGACCCGAACUGGUCCAACUUCCUCUACAACGAGCGAACCGCCAAGAUUCAACUCAUCGAUUUCGGCGCAACACGCGAGUACUCGAAAACGUUCAUGGACAAUUGGCUGUCAAUGCUGCAAGCAGCCAUCGCGGGUGACUACGACAACUGCAUCAUCUGGUCCCGAAAAGUGGGCUAUCUCACCGGCGACGAGAGCGAAGGGAUGGAGCGGGCGCAUGUGGAAUCGAUGAUUGCGCUCGGCGAGCCUUUCAGACCCGACGCACCCGAUCCGUACCCAUUCGAGCACCAGACCAUCACAGAUCGCGUCAAGGCGCAGAUCCCGCUCAUGCUGCGCGAACGGCUCACGCCGCCACCCCAGGAAACGUACAGCUUGAAUCGCAAGCUCAGCGGUGCCUUCUUGCUGUGUGCUCGGUUGAAGGCGCAUGUGAGCUGCCGAUCGUUGUUCGAAGCGAUCGAGAAGGACUAUCGCUUUGGACCCGAGGUUGCUGCGGAUCCCGUGGCGGCUAGCUCGACAAGCGGUCCCUUCAGCUCACCGGGACAGCGGCGUCACUUCCAUCUCGCUUUUCGAGCACAACGGCAGCACGGUCGCAACCUCCUCGACCGCUUCCCGCGCUCCAAACUCGUCCUGUCCGAUCCUGGUCCGGCGAGCGGCUCGCCAUCGAUCGGGGAUGCAGUCGAAUCGCUCUCUCCCGACCCUUCCUUUUCCUCCUCGAUCCAGCCGACGCCUGCGCACGCCGUCGAGUCCGACACCCAAAUCGACGUGGUUCGCGCUGCUACACCAGCCGAGGUCUCACCCCCACCAACCUCGGCCUCUGCAGAGCAGCCGAGCAUGGGCCCCACGCUCAUCCGAGGCAUCGUGAUCCCACUCAAACCCCCUCCCCCAGGUCCCGAGGAAUGCUGCAUGUCCGGCUGCGCCCACUGUGCCUACGACAUCUACGCUGAGGAUCUGGAAGAUUUUCACUCGCGUCUCUCCUCUGUUCGAACCCAACUGACGCAGCUCCACCCCCCAGUGUCGAAGGAUGAAUGGCGCACCGAUCUGCUGGGCGAUUACCCUAUCGCAGGAGGGAACGCAGAGACGGACAAGGAGCGAAAAGAGAGGGCGCAGCAAGAGGUGGACCGCGUCAUCGGCGAUCUGGAUCCCACCAUGAAGGCCUUUUUGGAGAUGGAACGCAAGCUCAAGAGGCAAGAGCGGGAUAAGGCGCAGGUUCAGACCGCCUGA